Messenger RNA from Triticum dicoccoides, 803 nucleotides. RefSeq lists its product as uncharacterized. The record is from RefSeq and is a predicted model, not a curated record. The transcript is spliced from 3 exons. NCBI's taxonomy places the organism in Eukaryota, Viridiplantae, Streptophyta, Magnoliopsida, Poales, Poaceae. Bases 62 to 655 code for a protein of 197 amino acids.
UCGGCAAGAGAAGAGAAGCAGAAACAACAAAUCAAUCGACUCGCCGUCUUGAUUCAAGGCGAUGGCGGCGGCGAUUGGAUGCGCGGUGAGGAGGCUCAUCGGCGGCCAGCGACCCCAGGCAUUGUACAAAGCCGUCGUCUCGCCGCUGGUCGAGCAGGGGCAUGGCCGGCUGAUGCCAAGGCUUAUCAACGGCGGCCGACCUUCCUGUUUUCCUCUCAGAUCUAUGUCCUCCGGCGGCGCAGGUUGCAAAGACUUUUCCGAUGCCGCCGCUGCUGCCCACCCAGCAAACGGCAACGCCGCCCUGAUGCAACCCUGUGGAGAACCUGCGCCAGACCUCGACCCAGAGAGAGCAUGGGCCUAUCGGCAGUACUGCGAGAUCGAGACCAAGAAACACGACCUCUUCUACCUGAUCGCUGAGUUGGAGAAGAGGCACCCAGAUCGUAGGUACACGGGAAAAAACAUGGAGCUCCUCUUCCAUCUUUUCGGACACGUUGAUCCUAAUCCCAGCGAUCCCCUCUGGUGCCGCGCUCGUUCAAGAGAAAGACUCAACAAUUGUCUGCUAUAUGGAAUGCCUACCGCGAUGGCCACUUGGAUGUACAUGGAUUGGGAGAGUUGGAGAAGUAUGUUUGCCUUUGUACUUGGAAUUGGUCACUAGUACAUUUCACUAUGUCAUGAGUCCAGAUAUUAUAAGUGGAGUAAAUUUCGUUAAAGUACACUUUUUGUUGGCUAAAUGUCAAGGAAUUGCACUUCACUAUGUCAUGAGUCCAGAUAUUAUAAGUGGAGUAAAUUUCGUUAAAGUACAC